This is a messenger RNA of Cololabis saira (Pacific saury), 3447 nucleotides long. Its product is annotated as NACHT, LRR and PYD domains-containing protein 14-like. Gene Ontology annotation, molecular function: protein binding. The record is from RefSeq and is a predicted model, not a curated record. The transcript has 11 exons. NCBI's taxonomy places the organism in Eukaryota, Metazoa, Chordata, Actinopteri, Beloniformes, Belonidae. Bases 62 to 3082 code for a protein of 1006 amino acids.
UGCGACACAGUUGGAAGCAGCUGAUUCAAAGAUGGUGGGUGUUUCUGGUUCAUGUCUCUGAAUGACUGAAGUCCAGAAGAUGGAUGAUUGUGUGGAGGAAGAGGAGGAGAGACCAGAGUCUCCAGGAUCCAUCUGUCUCUCUAUGAAGAGUGACCGGUCCAAAGAUAUACUUCUAAACUUCAGUAAAGAACCUGGACCUUCAGACAAAAAAGGUCGGUACUGCAGUCAAAGAGCAGAUUCUCCAGGAUCCAGCUGUCUGUCUCUGAAGAGUGACUGGUCUAUGGAACUCCCUUUAAAGUUCAGUAAAAAACCUGGACCUUCAGACACAAGACGGAGCUCAGACCAGUCGGCUUCAUCAGAAAAUCUGGGAUCCAGAGCAAGCUCUCCACAAGAUGCCGGUCUGCAGCAGGUCCUAGAUGAACAUAAGACCAGUCUGAGGAGGAGAUGUGAACAUGUGACUGAAGGAACCAAUGAAACAGGAAGUAGAACCCUCCUCAACAGGAUCUACACGGAGCUCUUCAUCACAGAGGGACUGAGUGAAGAGGUUGAUACCCAACAUGAGGUGAGGCAGCUGGAGACAGCUUCCAGGAUGAAGAGCCUCUAUGACGCUCCAAUCAGGUGCCAGGACAUCUUUAAAGCCUUACCUGACCAACGUGGAGCCAUCAGAGUGGUUCUGACCAACGGUGUCGCUGGCGCUGGGAAAACCUUCUCGGUUCAGAAGUUCUCUCUGGACUGGGCCGAGGGCUCUGGGAACCAAGACGUCACCGUGGUGAUUCUGCUAUCGUUCAGGGAGCUGCACCUGAUCGGAGAUGAGCAGUUCAGUCUUCUCAGGCUGAUCCAGGUUUUCCAUCCAUCGUUCCAGAAGCUCACAGCAGAGCAGCUGGCUGCCGGGAAACCGUUGUUCAUCUUUGACGGCCUGGAUGAAAGCAGACGUUCCCUGGACUUCAACAACGGUCCGGUCGUGUCUGACGUCACACAGAGCUCAUCGGUCAACGUGCUGCUGACCAACCUCAUCCAGGGGAACCUGCUUCCCUCAGCUCUCAUCUGGAUCACUUCCAGACCUGCAGCAGCCAAUCAGAUCCCUCACAAACACGUGGACAGGGUGACAGAAGUACGAGGCUUCACCGACGGCCAGAAGGAGGAAUACUUCAGGAGGAGGUUCAGGGAUGAAGAGCGGUCCAGCAGCAUCGUCUCCCACAUGAAGACAUCCAGAACCCUCCACAUCAUGUGUCAACUCCCGGUCUUCUGCUGGAUCACUGCUACAGUUCUGGAUCACAUGUUGACCACAGAGCAGAGAGGAGAGCUGCCCAAGACCCUGACUGACAUGUUCUCACACUUCCUGGUGGUCCAGACCAAGAGGAAGAAGAACAAGUACCAGGAGGGACAUGAGACGAGUCCACAGGAGCUGACGGAGGCUGACAGGGACCUUCUCCUGAAGCUGGGGAGGCUGGCGUUUGAACAUCUGGAGAAAGGAAACAUCAUGUUCUACCAAGAAGACCUGGAGCAGUGUGGUCUUGAUGUCCCAGAGGCCUCGGUGUACUCAGGAGUUUGUACCCAGAUCUUCAGGAGAGAGUGUGAGGUCUUCCAGAAACCCGUCUACUGCUUUGUUCAUCUGAGCAUCCAGGAGUUCCUGGCUGCAGUCUACGUGCUCCACUGUUGGUCCACCAGGAACACAGAUGUGCUGAAGAACUUCCUGAGAGGAGACUACAGAAACUCAUCUCUGGAGAACUUCCUGGAGAGAGUCAUGCAGAAAUCCCUGGAGAGUAAAAAUGGCCACCUGGACCUGUUUGUCCGCUUCCUUCAUGGUCUUUCUGUGGAGUCCAACCAGAGACUGUUAGGAGUUCUGCUGAACCAGACGGAGAACGAUCCAGAAACCAUCCAGAGUGUCAUCAACAACCUGAAGGAGAUGAACACUGAUAGCUUUCCUGACAGAAGCAUCAACAUCUUCCAGUGUCUGAUGGAGAUGAACGACCUGUCAGUUCAUCAGCAGAUCCAAGAGUUCCUGAAGUCAGAGAACAGAUCAGAGGAAGAACUCUCUGGGAUCCAGUGUUCAGCUCUGGCCUAUAUGCUGCAGAUGUCGGAGGAGGUUCUGGAUGAGUUGGACGUGGACAAGUACAAGACAACAGACGGGGGUCGACUGAGACUGAUUCCAGCUGUGAGGAACUGCAGAAAGGCUCGAUUUGUUUGUUGUGGACUCUCAGAGACUCACUGUGAAGUUGUUGCGUCCGCUCUGAAGUCCAACCCCUCCUAUCUGACAGAACUGGACCUGAGUCAGAACCCGAACCUGCAGGAUUCAGGAGUGGAGGUUCUGUCUGGUGGACUGGAGAGUCCAAACUGUAGACUAGAGACUCUGAGGUUGGAGUGGUGCAGGUUGUCAGAGAUCAGCUGUUUUUCUCUGGGCUCAGCUCUGAAGUCCAACCCCUCCCAUCUGAAACUUCUGGACCUGAGUGAGAACGACCUGGAGGAUUCAGGAGUGAAACAUCUGUGUGGAUUUCUGGAGAGUCUAGACUGCAGACUGGAGACUCUGAGGUUGGAGAACUGCUGGUUGUCAGAGAUCAGCUGUUCUUCUCUGGUCUCAGCUCUGAAGUCCAACCCCUCCCAUCUGAAACAUCUGGACCUGAAUAACAACCAGAACCUGCAGGAUUCAGGAGUGAAACAUCUGUGUGGAUUUCUGGAGAGUCUAGACUGCAGACUGGAGAAUCUGAGAUUGAAGGACUGCAGUUUGUCAGAGAUCAGCUGUUCUUCUCUGGUCUCAGCUCUGAAGUCCAACCCCUCCCAUCUGGAACAUCUGGACCUGAGUGGGAACGACGACCUGCAGCAUUCAGGAGUGAAACAUCUGUGUGGAUUUCUGGAGAGUCCAGACUGCAGACUGGAGACUCUGAGAUUGAAGGGCUGCAGUUUGUCAGAGAUCAGCUGUUCUUCUCUGGUCUCAGCGCUGAAGUCCAACCCUUCCCAUCUUAAACUUCUGGACCUGAGCAGGAACGGCCUGCAGGCUGCAGAUGUGAAGCAGCUUUCUGAUCUGGUGGAGAGUCCAGACUACCAGCUCCAGGAUAUCAGCUGGGGACAUGAUGAGAGUGUCUAGGAAGGAUGAGUCGUGUCCUGAUGGUCCUCAGAGGUUGAAGCAGCACCAGUUUGUGUGAACAGACUCUGACUGGACCGUGAUGAUGAUGAAGAUGAAGAUGUACAUAGUUUCUUCUUAUAUAUUCAUUUAUUUCAUGUUAAGUCAAAACAUCUUUAUUGUUAUUAUAUUAUUGUUAAAAAAACAGUACAUCAAAAUGUAGCCUUUAAUUAGGGCCCAAGCACUUACAGUGCGAAGGCCCUAUCUGUUGCUGUAUUGUAUCUGUCAUUUUUUUUUCCUCGUUAUUUUUAGUUUCCUUCUUCCGAUGAAAUGAGGGCCUUUUUGCCCCCCUGAACGUGCCCCAAAAGUCACCAAAUUUUGCACGCAAG